Messenger RNA from Venturia canescens, 9885 nucleotides. RefSeq names its product homothorax (gene hth). The transcript has 15 exons. Bases 2782 to 4209 code for a protein of 475 amino acids. Lineage: Eukaryota; Metazoa; Arthropoda; Insecta; Hymenoptera; Ichneumonidae. The record is from RefSeq and is a predicted model, not a curated record. Gene Ontology annotation, biological process: brain development; positive regulation of cell population proliferation; animal organ morphogenesis. Gene Ontology annotation, molecular function: DNA-binding transcription activator activity, RNA polymerase II-specific; RNA polymerase II cis-regulatory region sequence-specific DNA binding.
CCGAGCGGCGAAACGGUGAGCAGCGUAUAGAGCGGAGUAGGAAGAGAGCGAGAAGGGCGCGUGUACGUGCACGAGUGUGUUCGGGCGCGUACGCGUCGAUACGUACGCGAAGAUGCUUCGCUCGGGAGCCUUCGACGAGCGUGUGUCAGUGUAGCGAUGGCGGAGAUCCAUUGAUGCUUCGAGGAGCCGUGCGCGGCGCCACGGUCAAAGGGGGCGGACGAUCGGGGCAUUGGACGUGGAGGAGGGGCGUGGCGAACGAUCGUCCUCCCACUCCGUCCCGGUGCACCGCGGUGAUUGACAGUUGGCGAACGACUGCGGACGGCGCAGGAUCUAAACGCAACGCGCUUCCACGGCUCGCUUCGCUCCUUCGUCGCGAUUACUAUUUAACCCGUAAAGCAACACGGCGCGCGCGGUUUAUAUAUUAUUAUAUUAUUACGAACGAUAUUGUAAUCUCGGGGGUCCCUCGCGCGUUCCACCUUCGCUCAUUGUUCGCGAUACUCAACACCGUCCUCGUUUCUCCUUUUAACGCGAUUUUUUAUUUAUUUACUCGACACCUGGAACACGGGCUUAAACGCGCGCCCGCGUGCCAACAACGUCCGCCGGAAUAAACAACGCUACGGAUAAAGCCUUCCGAUCUCGUCACCGAUCGUCGCACUGACUACGCCGCACCCCCACCCACCCCCUCCCCCCUCCCGCCCCGAUCAACCCCUUCCUCGCUCUCUCUCUCUCUCUCUCUCUCUCUCUCGCUUUUUCCGCGCCACCAAGAUUCUUAACUCGUGCGAAGUCGCGCGGGACAUCGUGAUCGGGUUAUCGGGCUAAACGCGCGUGUUCGACGUCGCUCGCCGGAAGCUGCUGUUAUACCACCGGGAAGACGCUACUCCCGAGGAAUCAUUGUUAACGAGAAUGCCUGCGGGGAAGAACCCCCCGUAAAUACCUCACACGAUACACUUAUUCUAAGGUGAUAAGAAUAAUACGCGUGCUACAACAACUCCCGACGAGAUAGCAGGCUCAACGUGUGUCGUCGUCGUCGUCGUCGUCGUCGUCGUCGUCGCACUCGCUAAAGGAUUAAUGUACAUACGCUGAUACAUGCAUACUUACUUGUGCGACGAGCUCUGCUCAACGAGCGUCCAUGUGCAACGGGAUAUGUAACGAGAGUUAUCGAGAUUAUCGGAGACGAAAAAACAUAAAUAUAAACAGAAGACGGCCGGCCUCUCAUCUACGACUAUCAGCCUUCUCGUGGUUCUUAUUCAGAGUGUGAUUCGAGUGUGUUUGUGCGUUCGUGUAUAUCCAUAUAUAUAUAUAUAUAUUUUUAUUUAUAUACAUAUAUGUAUACGCUCGUCGUGUGUGCGCGUGUGUUUCUCUUCCUCUCCUGUCUCUGAUUGUUACUACGGUGUAACGGAAAUUCCUCGGCGGUCACCGCACGAGUGUCUUAUUUAUUGGUAUACGUCACGACGGUGUCGUCGAUCUGCGACUAUCCGUAAUAUCGUAUUCCUCGCUCGAAAAACCAGCUGAAAGACGCAACGAAAAUACGUUCGGUUGAGGGAUUCGAAGACGUAUUUGUCGAGCAAGAACGUAAGCGGAGCAAUAUCUCCGUUGUUCGGGGCUGCGGAUCGAGAUUUUCGACACUCUGAAUUUUUGGGUCGAGUCGCCGAAGCCGAGUGGCGGGAAUGAAAAGAUCGAGGGAGAAUUUGCCGUGGUCGGAGCUACGUUAACCUCCUGGAGAGUGAGACGAUUCGUGAAUAUUUAGUGCACUUGAAAGUGAAGAAUUUCAUUAUUUUUGUUCAGUUUAUUUGUUUGUUCGUAGCGUGAUCGUUCGUUCGUGAGCUUGCCAAACGGUUUGACAGGUAUCGGGUUCUUCAGUUAAGUGACAGUGCGCGGGAACAGGCAAGAUUUACAUACUCCGGUGUAUGUAAAAAAUCGUGUGAAUAAUCGUCGCUCAGGGGUUACUUGCUCUCCGGUAAAUAUCGGCACGUGCCGAAAGCUCCAGCAGGAAUUUGUUUCUCCCGACUCCUCGGCAUGACUCGAUCUUCUCGCUGAAGCCCCGAAAAAAUCGAUCGCUUUUCGUUCAAGGCGAUAACACCACCCUCUCUCCCGAAGGAGCCUCAGAGAAUAAUUAAGUCGACACAAGAAAUAUCAGCGAGCGGAGCAACGAUGAGGAAGGACGAGAACACGAAUUCGUCCCUAGCGACGCUGCAUUGCUGACGCCGCUCGCGGCCGGUUAAUACUUGUCCCGGGCCUCUUAAAAUAAGCCAACGAGAGAGCUCAACUCCAGCAGAAAUAUAAGCCUCGGCGACCCAAGCAUCGUCCAGGGGGAACUUGACUCGAUCGGCAUUGGCUAUUUUUCGAGAUCGAAACGUUCGAGAUAUUCCAUCAUUCGCCGGGGCACAACGGAAAUAUAAACUACGAGCCCUUGUACCAUUGGCGCCGGAGGCGAUCCCGGUCGCGAAGUCCCGGGUCGUACGUCGACCGGGAGGAGGUGUCGACCAAACACCUCGCGUCGAUUUAAACUCGUACGCUGCGAGUAUAUCGUUGUUUAUACACGAAAGGUAUAUUACGAACCGGGAAAAGUUGAUACGGGUUAAGAGACCGAAAAAGGUCGAAUAAACGAGAGACCUCUAAAGUGGUGCAAGUUCGAGAGAUAAAACCUCGUCGUUGCGAGAGAGCGCUCCGAGAGAAGGGUGCCGCGAGUGUAUUUAGGGGGUUGUAUCUUCGUUACUCUGGGAAAAUACAGCCGCUACGGUGGCUCAGCACGCAGAGUUCCCCGGCGCGGCCAGGGCGUUCAUGGCGCAGCCAAGGUACGACGAUGGCGCGCUGCACGGGGGUUACCUCGAGGGUGGCGGCGGAGGUGGUGGUGCAGGGCUGUACGAUCCUCACGGAAACGCGCGAGGUGUAUCGGGACUCCAUCACAGCCCUCACCUCGGUGGUAUGGGGCCGACGCAUCCUCAGUAUCCACCUCCACCACCCCAACCUCCGCAGCACGUAUUAGCAGCGGCAGCGGCUGCCGCCGCCUCUGCCUUACCCGAGGUCCAGAAACGCGACAGAGACGCCAUUUACGGGAUCGAUUCUAUUUUUGGACAUCCCCUGUUCCCGUUGCUCGCACUAAUAUUCGAAAAGUGUGAACUCGCGACGUGCACGCCACGUGAGCCCGGUGUUGCGGGCGGUGACGUUUGUUCGUCCGAGAGUUUCAACGAGGACAUUGCGGUCUUCUCAAAACAGAUCAGACAAGAGAAGCCUUACUACAUUGCCGACCCGGAGGUAGAUUCGCUGAUGGUACAAGCGAUUCAGGUCCUCCGGUUUCACCUCCUCGAGCUCGAAAAAGUGCACGAGCUUUGCGACAACUUCUGUCAUCGAUACAUAAGUUGUCUAAAGGGAAAAAUGCCGAUCGAUUUGGUAAUCGACGAUCGGGAGAGCACGAAACCACCGGACAUGGGUAACGGUCUCGACGGUGGUCCACGAAGUACAGCGGACAGUACGAGCCACACGGACGGAGCAAGCACCCCGGACGUCAGGCCACCUUCCUCGUCACUAUCGUACCCAGGACCGGGUGGUAAUGACGAUGCCCGUAGCCCCGGAAGCGGGGGAACACCAGGACCCCUCAGUCAACAAGCACCGACCAGUCUGGACUCAUCCGAUCCUGACGCCAUGGGCAAAUGGUGUCCGCGUAGAGAAUGGAGCUCGCCACCGGACGCGCAAAGAGCAGCGAGUGACGCGGCGCGACGAGGCGUACUAUAUUCAUCCGUAUUUCUCGGCAGUCCUGGUGACGCGAGUAAUGCGAGUAUCGGAAGUGGUGAAGGUACGGGCGAGGAGGACGACGACUCGUCGGGUAAAAAGAACCAAAAGAAACGGGGUAUAUUUCCAAAAGUUGCGACGAACAUCCUCAGGGCUUGGCUGUUUCAACACCUCACGCAUCCCUACCCUUCGGAAGACCAGAAAAAACAGCUGGCACAGGACACGGGGCUGACGAUCCUUCAAGUCAACAAUUGGUUCAUUAAUGCGAGACGCAGAAUCGUUCAACCGAUGAUCGACCAGAGCAACAGAGCCGUUUUUCCGCCAUUGUCCGCAGGUCCGAGCGGGGCGUACAGUCCUGACGCGACGAUGGGCUACAUGAUGGACGGACAAGCAGCGAGCAUGAUGCACCGACCUCCUGGUGAUCCAACCUUCCACAACCAAUACCAUUAUCCACCCGAGUACUACGGCCAUCACUUAUAAAGCUGAAUGCAGAGUCGAGCGGGUAAAUGGCAGUGAAAGUCGAAAAGUAUACGAAGUAAAUAAAUGAAGCCAACACUAAAAUUGAAAGGAUGGAGGCAGAAAACACAAGGCAGAAGAAUGGAAAAGGGCUGAACCGUUGGACAGGUGCUGAUCGAGAUGGCAUUUUUUUGUCAAACAUAUCGAGAAGAGGAGAGAGAUAAAGAAAAUGAAGGAAGAAGAGGAAGAGACGAGGGGAAAAAAAGGAGACAAGAAAGCCAACGAACCGUCAAGUGCGUCAGCUCGAAGAAUUCUUCGGUUGUUUCCGCUGGGGUGAACAAUUAUUUCAACAAGCAAAAACGUCAAAAAGCGUUUUAGCGGUAGAAUAAUACCACGAAUAAUAUUCGCCCACGAAAAUGCCCAUCGAGGGGGAGGAAGGAGUGAACCUGCGAACUAAGGGGUAGAGAAAAGCGCGACCAAAAAGAAGAAGAAAAAAAAUAAGAAACUAUUAAAAGAAUCGACUAAAACGACACAAAAGAUACGAAUGAAACAAACAAUUAGGGUGAGAAUAAUGAAAAGUGGAAGAUACGAAAGGGAGGAUUGGUCGCGACGAAAUUCAUGUGAUUGUUCUUUGUACAAAUAUUGCGGUGUAAUAUUGUAGUGAUUGAGAAAUAAAUGUUAAAUUUUAAUACGAUCGCAAUUGAAGAGGACUAUAUAAUGAAUAUAGUGGAUAUAGGCAAUUUUUUUUUAUUAUUUUUUUAGCGGGCACGUACAUUACCGAUGUUCGCAAAAAAAAAAAAAAAUCGGGGCAUGUCCGCUCGCUCGUGAACAAUGGAAUUGGAAAAGAGAGAAAGAGAUUUAAAAACGUCCUAGGACUCGUGCGAUAAAAUGAGGAGGAAAUAUUGCGACGAAAAGUGCUAAUGACCCUUGAGAAAGGCUCAAUAAAUUAUGAGAAAAGGGUACAGGGGCGGGGGGGGGGGGGGGUGGAAGUCGAAAGAAGGACGAGAAAAGGACACAAAGUGUUACGAGCGUCGACGUUCUCCUCGACUUAGGUGACAUUAAAUUUGUACAGUUCUUAAAUAUUAAUAAAUUUCACUAUUAAACCGAAGUAACUGAUAUAUUAUGUAUAAAAAAUAAACAUAAAAAAAAGAACAAAAACAAAAGGAAUAAAUAAUUAAAACGUUAAUUAACGAGACGCGCGGAGAGCCCUCCUCGACCAUUUGUAAAGUACGAAGGGAAUCCGGCGAGGGGCUGAGAGAGCAACUGAAACGUGCUAAAUUUCGAAAGAGAUUCGACGUCGAACAAGUGGGUCCCCGGAACUGAAAAUUGCGGGGAACGCGAAAGUGAUGAGGUGCAAACGCCGAGUGGCGCCACCUACACGUCGAAAAACGAUCCCAAGAAACUAUAAACACAGUGUUCUCGUGCCCUUAACCGGAAAUGGCGAAAACCAGAAAGCUGCUCGUCCUAGCUAUUUCAUUCGAAGCAACGGCAACAACAAUGGAAACGAAAAAAAUAAAAUAAAAAUCUAAUAAUUACAUUUUAUGGAUAAUAUAUUGUGUAUAAAUAGUUAAUUCAAUUGAGUGCGAAGGAGGGAUGGAGGCGGAUGAUGCGAAACGAGAUAAACACACGAAGGAGAAAAAAUGCUCGGAUGGACUCGGUGAAAACCAAAAAAGAACAAAAGAAGAAAAAACACAAAAAAUAUACGAAAAACGAUACUCGUUUUUACUGAAAAGACUAUUCGACGAUAAAAAAAAUCGACACGCUCGUUGGAAUUUCAAAUAAGCAAUGGGAAAUCUGACAAUCGAGAGAGAGAGAGAGAGAGAAAAAAAUAUCAUCAAAUUGAAACACACCGAUGACUCAAGUUGGGAUUUCGAAUCAAGUGAAAAAAAAAAAAACAAUUAUUCGAUAGAAUGAUCAACUCCCGUGAAGCUAAAAUUCACGUUGUUCAAACGGAAUUUGACACGACCCACCGAGCUAUAAUACUCAACGAUUUGUGGCGAUUUUUUUUUCGAUAGUCGCAAAAUAAUUGCAAAAGGUAUACGACAUAUUAAGACACACAAAAAAAUAUAUAUAUAUGAAAACAAAAAAAUUAAAAAUGCCCGGCGAAGCGAAAGCAAUGUAUUAUAGAAAUAUACAUAUUACGUGAGUAGAUUUAAUUUAGGGCUGAAAGUAACGAAAAUUUCAUUGAAAAAAUAGCCCUCCGCCGCCCCAACCCUCGCCCCUCCCGCCGUUUCGUUUCAUCAUCUGCGUCAGUUGCUCCCUUUCGUAUAUUUGUUUUUUCGUCUCUUCGUUGACGUUUUUUAUUUCAUUUUUUGUAUUUUUUUCUCUCUCUCUCUCUUUUUAUCUCUCGCUCUUGCUCUCGCGUGAAUUCGUUGUUACUGGGUCAUUGUAUUCGUCAAACAAGGCUCCGAUUUUGAAUGAGUUGGUUUGAAUUUUUUAAAAUGAAUUUCGAAAUGAUUUUUCAAUAAAUUGUAUAAUUUUCUAUUGCUCGUAAAACUCGUUCACAUAUUCGCACCUUUUUUCCUCGUGUUUCUUUGAAAUUUUAUCGUGUUCCCACAAACUCUUUCCAAUCACCCUCUACCCUCUUCACGAAGGGAAGCAAUUUUUUAAUAUAUAUAUUUCUAUACGAGAUAUACUGAUAUUCGCGAGCGCCCCUCUCCCUCAUGAUAUACGUAACUUGAAGAAAAACGUUUGGUUUUUUUCAAUCAAGGGUACUUCAAUGUGUACCAAAACAUCUGAACGCGCAGACGAGAAUUCUAAUGGCUUUUUCUGAUUUCACGAUCAGCAAUGUUCGUAUUAUCGUCGAUUCGUUAACUACUCGCCGGUUUGUUCGUUUUAUAUUUGAGAGAGAAAUUGCCACGAAAAACUUACAUUUUUUUCAACGUUUUUAUUGAUUGUGUUGAACAAUAAAAUCGAAUCGAUCACUGGAAUGGAUAACCAAAAAACUCGUUUUUACUAAAAUCAAAGAUACAAAAAAAAACAAUUUCUAUGAACUCCGACGAGUGCGUAAAAAAUUAAGAAAAUUCUCGUCUGAGCGCGAUGCAUAAUGGAAAAAAUUGUCGAAACAAAUUUGAAGAGAAAAUAAAAAAUUUAAAAAAGUAAUGAUAACAGAUUACUUGAAUAUAAAAGAAAUGUUAUCGAUAUUUUCACUACGCCUGCAUACACGUCAAGAUUACGAAGAAAAUAAUGAAGUAAUAAAACGAUAUGAAGCAUUGUAAAAUUUUUAAAUGUUCUCAAUGUCAUCGCGAGCGAAACUGAGGGAUCGUCACAAUUAAAUCAGCUUUGAAGAUUCAUUGUGUUUUCCUGCAUUGCACCGAGAAGCAAAAAUCUUUGUUGUCACAAAAAUUAUUCAUUCCUCGUGCAUGAAGAAAAUCGGUUUUUCUACAUUCCCGAUGCAAGUCAAAUUGUCUCGGUCCCUUCACGAAACUCGCUCGACGUUCUAGUAUACUAAAUGAAACAAAAAAAAUACCCACGUAUACCGAAAGACUCAGGUGCGAAUGUCGAUCGUUCAUUAUACAAAUAUUAUUUCUUCGUUAAUGGAAAUUGGAAGGAAAAAAAGAGAAAACAUCAUGUAAGUCGUUUCGUGAUCGUAUUCAUAAACCGUCGAUCGCUUUAUUCGCUCGUACAAAUUCGCUAUAUCGAAGAAAGAGUUGAGAAAACAAGCAAAAUUAAUUGACCUUGUCGAAAAUUGAUCAAUUUUUAAACUUUUUUUCUCUUUUAUUUGAAAAAAAACUCGAGUUGUUUAUCUCAUUUACUGACCGAGGUAUAUUUGAUUGUAAAAAGAAAAUACGAUAUUAGAUACACAGGGUAUUAUUAUUUAAGUGAACCCUCGACGAUCGUAGGAUUAACGUUUACAUGUACAUUUUUUAUCGUUCCUGACAUGUAACUUUUUAUCCUAUUUUCAUUUUAUUUAUAUGUAUAUUCAUAUAUAUAUGUAUGAAUACUUUUGUUAUUGCGGAAACAUCGACAAUCAAAGUGUUCAAACUCGUGAAAAAUUAACAGAACAAUUUUCGACAGCGUUUAAUGAGAAAAGGGGGAGGGGGAGGACGAAAAAGUUUCGAGUCGUGAUGGACAGUAGGAGGAUUUUCGGAUAAUUUUUUAAUCGAUGUAUUUGUUGACCAGUAGAUUGUUUAAUUUUGUUGAGAUCCGAGAUACUUCUAUUGUUCCUUCAACUUCUCGUAUAAAUGCAUUUUUAUUUCGAAAAGUCACGAUUGCUUUUAUAACAGAGAAAUACACAGGAAUUCGUAGAAAAGCUUUUUAUUCACUGGGCCAGAAAUUCCGAAAAUGCAUCGAGCACUCUAUCAAUUUUUUUUAUCGUUGACGAUUCAAUCAAUUUCGUGUUUUUUUAGCCACUUUCGAUUGGAAGUUUAGUUGUCAUUGCUAGUCAGCUUCAACCAGAGCAUAUAUAUAUAUGAAUGUAUAUUUACAUACGUAUAAAUAAAUGUUUAUAUGAAUGUGCACGCAGCUUUGGCCACGAAUAUGGAGUUUUUUUCGAAAAUUUCUGUCCUGGAUAUUUGUCAAGACAAGAAUGCAGUCGAUAUACAAAAACAAAUGGCAUCGAGCACGAUCAUGAACUGACCAGUUUUUCAAACAAAACAUAACAGUCAUUCAAGUUUUAUUUAAUAGACAGUUUUUUGGCCAAACUAGUGCACGUUCACGUAAAUGGGACUGCAAAGGUAAAUUAUUAUUGUGCAAUUGUCGAACGAAUCGAGAAGCUUUAAAAAUGUGAGUAAAGUGACGAGAGAUGUCACGAAACCAUGAAAAUGUGUCGUUGAUAAAUAAAAAUGCGUUUUAUCCAACUGCGCGAGCGAAUAAAGUGCACCGAUGCAAUGAGAAACGUCACUCAACGACCCAAUCAACAUUGGCUGUUCGUUAAAAUAAAAUAAAAAGAUUAAGAAAAUAACCAGAAGAAAUGGAAUGAAAGGAAAAAAAAUAACAAAAAUGAAAAAAAAAAAAGAGUUAAAGAAAACAUGAGUUCACUCGAUUGAAUCAUCGCCUUAAAAAUGUAUACGAAGUAACAGUUAAGGUAUCUAAGUAAUAAUCAUGUUAGAGAGUAAACGGAAGACGAGAAAGAUACGAGGAGGAAAAAGUAAAACCGAGUUUUUAUGCGCAGCGAUAUACGAGAGUGAGAGAAUAAAGAUGAAAUAGAAAAAAAAAUAAAGGAAGUGUGAGAGCGUGAGAGUAAAAGAGAGCAAGAGAGAGAGGGACAGAGAGCGAAAGAGAAAUAGGAGAAAACAGGUACGAUUUGUGCGUACGUGAAAUUGUGAGUAUGCGUGAAUGUAUAAGAGAGCAAGGAGAGACUAAAAAUUAAGGGAAUUUAAAAAAAAUAAAUAAUGCGCUCGAACGAGAAGUUAUAAUACGAAAGGGGAAGAGUGAACGUGAGAAAGAAAGAGAGAGAGAGAGAGAGAGAAAAAAAAUAAUGUAUAAUAAUUAUUGUAUAAUUAUGGAAUGAUGAUAAUAUGAUUAUGACGUUUAUGAUAAUGAUGAUUAUUAUCGUUAUCAUCAUAAUGAUAAAUGAUAAUUGAUAACGAUGAUGUAUAAUAAGCUAAAAUUUAUUGUAUCGGUAUGGAAUCAGAUUUUUUCCACUGUUUGCGCAUUGAUGACUAUUGACACCUAAGUAAAGAAAAAAAGGCAAAUAAAUUUAACAAAAGUGAAAAAAAAGAAAAAAACAAACAAACAAACCAUCAACAACAACCACAA